This is a messenger RNA of Carassius gibelio (silver crucian carp), 1235 nucleotides long. RefSeq names its product PWWP domain-containing DNA repair factor 3A-like. The transcript is spliced from 3 exons. Bases 645 to 887 code for a protein of 80 amino acids. The record is from RefSeq and is a predicted model, not a curated record. Lineage: Eukaryota; Metazoa; Chordata; Actinopteri; Cypriniformes; Cyprinidae.
CACUGUUUUUUCGCUUUCAAGCGACAAGUUUCGCGCUCUCCCUUUUGCACCGAGAUAUUUGGUUCAAAAGUGAUUUGUGCAUCUGUAGAGGUAGUGGGCGGGACUGUUUAGAGAUUACAGAAUUUCAGCCAAUCAGAAGAGCUACUGAGCCAGUAGAUAUACGCCCCAAGCAGUUUUACGCCCCUGUUGUUCCUCAUGCGUCCAGUAGGGGAAGGCAGUAUAUUAGUAUAUGAGCCCAGUCAUUUAUAAGAACAGCAGACCAUAUCUAUAUGUAUGAUAGCAGCAGACCUUCUUGAAGCGAUACGGAUGAGGUAUGUUAAAUAAUCUGCUAAAGUACUUGUUGUUGAUUGUAUUGUGUAAUGAUGCAACAUUUAUUAUUUAUAAAAGAUUGAUCAAUUAAAUAAGAAAGAAUAGCGAUAUCAAUUCAAAAGAUGGAUCAGUUUAUUUCGAGAGGCAAAAGUACUUGAUUGAGUCAGAUGUUCUGUCUGACUCAAACUUAACUAACCACAGUCUAUCAUCAAUGGACAAAAAAAAAAAAAACAAUCAAAGUGACUUGACACUUUUUCCAAGUGUUCCAUCAAUAUUGUUCAUUGAAGAUCAGGAGCGAAUUGAUGUUAUCUACACUCAGAUGACUUCAAUUUUGGAUGGCACACCUACACACACCCAGUGACCAGAUCCGAUUCAUUAUGGAUGUCCCUUUUCCAGAGUCCAUCAUCUGUGCUCUUGCUGUUGUGAAAGAUGUGUCCAUCUUGGAGGCUGAGGAGAAAUUCCUUCGAGGACCUGUCAUUGACGCAAGUGAGUGGGAUCACUUUGACCGCAGGAUAAAGAAACAAUUAAAGAAGAGUGGCAAACCAUUGGAGAGUCAUCUACAGGAGUCAUGCUGUUAAGAAAUAACCAAGUCAUGGUGUUAAUAAUUUUUUUUUGUGAACAACAAUAUUGUCUUUCUUUUAAAUGACCCUUGGAACUUUAGAAAAUUGUUAAAUUUUGUUGGUCUUCAUAAAAUGCUAUGUAGAACAUGUUCUGUUGCUGUAUAACGAGCAAUUGUGAAUUGUAAAGCAAAUAUUUAAUUUAGGAUCCAUAUGAUUACACAGUACUGUAUGUCUAAUGGCCUGAAUAUGGUUAAUAUCUAAAUAUAACUUAAUAUAAAUUCACAACAUCAUAUAUCAGUCAAUCUCUGUAUAUAAAAACAGUUUAUAAAUAUAUAUAAAUAAUACAUUUUACAGUAGGUCAUAGGU